This is a messenger RNA of Aureobasidium melanogenum CBS 110374, 498 nucleotides long. RefSeq lists its product as uncharacterized. The record is from RefSeq and is a predicted model, not a curated record. The coding region runs from base 1 to 498 and encodes 165 amino acids. Gene Ontology annotation, cellular component: membrane. NCBI's taxonomy places the organism in Eukaryota, Fungi, Ascomycota, Dothideomycetes, Dothideales, Saccotheciaceae. The transcript is spliced from 3 exons.
AUGCCUGAAAGGUUCCACGAGAACGAAACACUGCUUAUUCUCCUCGUUGCAAUGAUCGCUCCCGCAGUCGCUGUCUUCCUGAUGAGAGGUUGUGGUCACGAAGUCCUGAUCUGCUUCCUUCUCGGUCUCCUUUUUUUCUUUCCCGGACAGAUCUAUGCCUUUUGCCUUGUCGCCGAGCAUGCAAGGCAGUUGAAGCAGAAGACUGGCAAACCUAUUGUUGUUGUCGAAAAUCCUGCGCAGUUGGCCAAGUCCAACGUUGUCCAAGUCACAUCUUCUACACCUCCUGUUGUUCAGACCAUCGAGUACAAGCCUCCGUCAGCCGCACCUCCACCACCUACACCUGUCUCUUCAACACCAGCUGCACCUGCACCCGCGCCCCCACCUGCACCACCUACAGUCACCGAGCAAGUUGUUGUGGUUACAAAGUCACCAGACAAAGCACCAGAGAAAGCUCCGGAAGCACCACCUGUUGAUCCUGCACCGGCCGCUGCGAAGUGA